This is a messenger RNA of Chelonoidis abingdonii (Abingdon island giant tortoise), 1972 nucleotides long. Lineage: Eukaryota; Metazoa; Chordata; Testudines; Testudinidae. The record is from RefSeq and is a predicted model, not a curated record.
GCACCCGACAAUGCCAUCUACUCCUUGAUGUCUUCAAUUCAACUGAACAUGAGCUGACGGUUAGUGUUAAAAACAAUGAAGACCUAGUUCUGCAUGCGGGGGAAUGUCAGCGGGCAAACCUCAAUCUCGAAAAAGCACAUAUGGCUAUCCAGGUUGACAAGUUUAAUUUCGAGAGUUUCCCAGAUUCCCCUGGUGAAAGGAUACAGUUUGCAAACCCAAAGCAACUGGAAGAAGAGAGACAGCAGGCAAAAGGUCUGGAGAUCAACAGCAAGUUAGACGUUUGUUGGAAAAUUCCUUCUUUGAAGCGUGAAGGGGAAGCAAGUGUAGAAGGAGUUCUUAAUCAACUAGUCCUAGAGCAUCUGCAGCUGGCUCCUCUCCAGUGGGAUGUCUUGGUGGAUGGAAAGGUCUGUGACUGUGAUAUUGUAGUAGACUGCAAAGUCGGGGACCCCAUCGCAUUGGAGGUGAAGCUGACCAACUGGAGCAAACACAGCGUGGGCCCAUUUGCUCUAACGGUGAUCCCAUACCAGGAUUACCAAAAUGGAGUGCACAACUAUGAGCUCCAUGAUGCCAUCACCUUUGUUGGAUCCAACACCUUUUACAUUGAUUCAGUGAAACCAGCCAAAAAUUCUGUGUGCUUUGGAGCCCUGCUCUUUCUCUAUACAGGUGAUUUUUACUUGAACAUCAAGUUUCAUGAAGACAUCUCCAGCAGGGAGCUUCCUCUUUCUUGGUUCUGCCUGCCUAGUGUUCACAUUCGUGCUAUGGAGCCUGUGAUCCAAACUAAACUGUAAAUGUACCAUAUGAUAUUGGAUUAGCCACAGUGCACAGAAACACUUGACAUGUCCUCUGCUUGACCCCACUCUGUUUCUUUCCAACCCCAGCCCACAGGCCUUUCUUUAGAGGCACUGCUGAACAUUUUUAGAAUCGGCUGAGGUAAUUUGGGCAGCUCCCUUUGCUUAUUUGGAAAGGAGUGAUGGAAUAUAAUGUACUGGAUUACCCCCCUCCCCCUUGCCUUCCAAAAAGCCUUUGGUAGCCACUAAGGGAAAAAUUCUUCUCUUCCUGAUAGCCAUGCCUCCCCACUGAUAUCCGUGGAUUUGCAGGGGUGUAUGUGAAAGCUGAAUUUAGCCAUGAGCUUGAAGGUCUUAGCUCCAAUCUGAAUGAUACCUAAGGAUAUAUCGUCUGCACUGGAACAAGUGUUGUGUUUCUACACUAAAUUCCCACCACCACCACACUGAAUACACCAUUUGGGACCUAUUGUCUCAGUCGCAGUUUCUUGCUGUGCUUGUUUCUAAGCCCUUUGUUUGCUGGGCAUAUUGAUGUCUUUCUAACUCGGAAUAGAUGUAAGCCAAGCACUAGCAGAACAGCUUUUUUCCUUCCCCACCAGAUUCUAAGGAACGCAGCAGCAGUAAUGCCUUUUAAUUUGUUACUUAUUGCAGGAAAUAGCGGUAAUUGUAUCUCCAGUUUUUCUUGAUAGAAUAGGCAUGAACCCAAAAAGAGCUCUCCGCCCCUCCUUGCUCACAGUGCAGUUACUUCCCUUUGGGCAUCAGUAAACAAGAAAAGAAGGAAAGCAAGACAGGUAGAAACGUUUCUAUUUUUGCCAGGAAGGAGAGAAGCCAAAUAUUUGCCUGCCUGUGGGUAAUCUAUGAUGUCAGAGUGUCACAGGCCUAUUUCAUGGCAGUUGGGAGCCAUUUCAAGCAGUUGCAAGCCCCUUAAAAUGCCACCAAGAUGAAUCUCCUGAUAGUUUUUAAAGCUUUUCACAAGAAAUUGUUUCCAAACGUCUACUAAUCAAGAUUAGACAGGCCAGGCUAGACUAUGGUAUUUUCUUCUUUUCUGUGUCGAAUGAAUAAAGUAAAACAUAAUGGAAUAACUGCUGCAAGAUACUUCACUGUGGCUGUAGCUGCCAAAUGUACUGUAAAUUUGCAUUAUUGUGUUGUCUUUUACAUAGAAGCUUUGAAUAAAGAGACCGAGGCUUUCC